CCGGGCGCGACAGAGGCAGCGAGCGUGCCUGGAGAACAUGGACAAGGCGGCGCAGCGCUUCCGGCUCCAGAACCCAGACCUGGACUCAGAGGCGCUGCUAGCCCUGCCCCUGCCUCAGCUGGUGCAGAAGUUACACAAUGGAGAGCUCUCCCCUGAGGCCGUGCUUUUCACCUAUGUGGGAAAGGCUUGGGAGGUGAACAAAGGGACCAACUGUGUGACAUCCUAUCUGGCUGACUGUGAGACUCAGCUGUCCCAGGCCCCAAGGCAGGGCCUGCUCUAUGGCGUCCCUGUGAGCCUCAAGGAGUGCUUCACCUACAAGGGCCAGGACUCCACGCUGGGCUUGAGCCUGAACGAAGGGGCGCCGGCGGAGUGCGACAGUGUGGUGGUGCAUGUGCUGAAGCUGCAGGGUGCCGUGCCCUUCGUGCACACCAAUGUGCCCCAGUCCAUGUUCAGCUAUGACUGCAGUAACCCCCUCUUUGGCCAGACCGUGAACCCAUGGAAGUCCUCCAAAAGCCCAGGGGGCUCCUCAGGGGGUGAAGGGGCCCUCAUCGGGUCUGGAGGCUCCCCCCUGGGCUUAGGCACUGAUAUGGGAGGCAGCAUCCGCUUCCCCUCCUCCUUCUGCGGCAUCUGCGGCCUCAAGCCCACGGGGAACCGCCUCAGCAAGAGUGGCCUGAAGGGCUGUGUCUAUGGACAGGAGGCAGUGCGCCCCUCUGUGGGCCCCAUGGCCCGGGACGUGGAGAGCUUGGCGCUGUGCCUGCGAGCCCUGCUGUGCGAGGACAUGUUCCGCUUGGACCCCACUGUGCCUCCCUUGCCCUUCAGGGAAGAGAUCUACACCAGCUCUCAGCCCCUGCGUGUGGGGUACUAUGAGACUGACAACUAUACCAUGCCCACCCCGGCCAUGAAGCGGGCCGUGCUGGAGACCAAACAGAGCCUUGAGGCUGCGGGGCACACGCUGGUUCCCUUCUUGCCAAGCAACAUACCCCAUGCUCUGGAGACCCUGUCAACAGGUGGGCUCUUCAGUGACGGUGGCCACACCUUCCUACAGAACUUCAAAGGUGAUUUCGUGGACUCUUGCCUGGGGGACCUGGUCUCAAUUCUGAAGCUUCCCCAGUGGCUUAAAGGACUGCUGGCCUUCCUGGUGAAGCCUCUGCUCCCAAGGCUGUCAGCUUUCCUCAGCAACAUGAAGUCUCGGUCGGCUGGAAAACUCUGGGAACUGCAGCAUGAGAUUGAGGUGUACCGCAAAACUGUGAUUGCCCAGUGGAGGGCGCUGGACCUGGAUGUGCUGCUGACCCCUAUGCUGGGCCCUGCUCUGGACUUGAAUGCCCCAGGCAAGGCCACAGGGGUGGUGCCUGUCACCACGGUGACUGCUGAGGACGAGGCCCAGAUGGAACAUUACAGGGGCUACUUUGGGGAUAUCUGGGACAAGGUGCUGCAGAAGGGCAUGAAGAAGAGUGUGGGGCUGCCCGUGGCCGUGCAGUGCGUGGCUCUGCCCUGGCAGGAGGAGUUGUGUCUGCGGUUCAUGCGGGAGGUGGAGCGACUGAUGACCCCUGAAAAGCAGUCAUCCUGAUGACUCUGGCUCUGGAGGACUUGAGACUCACACUCUUUGCAGCCCAGCCUAGUCAGGGCACAGCUGCCCUGCUGCCACAGCAAGGAAAUGUCCUGCAUGGGGCAGAGGCUUCUGUGUCCUCUCCCCCAACCCCCUGCAAGAAGCGCCGACUCCCUGAGUCUGGACCUCCGUCCCUGCUCUGGUUUCCUCUCUUCGUCCUGAUCCCUCCACCCCCAUGUGGCAGCCCGUGGGUAUGACAUGGGCCAGGGCCCAACUAACAGUCAAGAAACAGCU
Molecule: messenger RNA, 1840 nt
Organism: Mandrillus leucophaeus (drill)
Lineage: Eukaryota; Metazoa; Chordata; Mammalia; Primates; Cercopithecidae
Product: fatty-acid amide hydrolase 1
Exons: 15
Coding region: 38-1567 (509 amino acids)
Biological process (GO): fatty acid catabolic process
Molecular function (GO): fatty acid amide hydrolase activity; amidase activity
Source: RefSeq, a predicted model, not a curated record